CCCAUAUAGUAGGUGUGCUCAGAGGACACCCAUCCGCAGAGCAUACAUACUUGAACAGUAGAAUGAGAAGAUGCCACUGCAGUCAUUAUCCUUAUGGACAUAUCUAAAUAAUGGUGAUUCCUAGUUCCUGCUACGAAAUCAUGGCCCUUAAGAGGUUAAGUGCCCAACCCCUUUAUUGUCAAUGUACAUGAUGACGCUUAUACCAAUAGCUCUUAGUUCACUUUGAACUGCAUUCCCAGAUUUGUCUUUGAUGUGGAUGAAUUAGCUUUGGAAGAACGACCAAAUUUAUGCACUUUUUUGUUUGAUUUAAUACCACUUUUUUGAGACGACUCACCCACAGAUUUCUUCUUGUUAGCCUUCCCAACAAAUUUGUUCUCGUAUGCUUUUAGGAUCUGCAUAUUUGGUGUUCAUUGACUUAGAAAAGGCAUAUGAUAGGGUACCUCGAGAAGUUCUUUGGUGGGCCUUAACUAGGAAAGGCAUAUCACGCAAGUAUAUCAGCAUCAUCAUUGAUAUGUAUGAGGAUUGUACUACAAGUGUUCGUACUAGUGUAGGAAGGACUGAAGAGUUCCCUAUUACUAUCGGAGUGCACCAAGGAUCGGCCUUGAGUCCUUUCUUAUUUUCCAUAGUCAUGGAUGAACUUACGAAGUCAAUUCAAGACGAUAUACCGUGGUGCAUGAUGUUUGCCGACGAUAUUGUAUUGAUUGAUGAGACGCAAUCAGGUCUUAAAGCAAAGUUGGAAGUAUGGCGACAAACAUUGGAGAAUAAGAGUUUCAAACUAAGUCGGAGCAAGACAGAGUACAUGGAGUGCAAGUUUGGUGGAGGUAGAAGUAGUGGUAAUAGCGGAAUUACUCUGGAUGGUAAGGAGAUACCAGUCAGCUAUAUGUUCCGUUACUUGGGCUCCAUAAUUCAGAAGGACGGUGAGUUAGAUGGAGAUGUAUCUCAUAGAAUCAGAACAGGGUGGAUGAAGUGGAAGAGUGCGUCAGGAUUUCUAUGCGACCGAGGUAUGCCGACUAGACUGAAGGGUAAAUUUUAUAGGACAGCAAUUAGGCCUGCAUUACUGUAUGGCGUAGAGUGUUGGCCGGUGAAACAAUGUCACAUUCAAAAGAUGAGUGUGGCAGAGAUUCGCAUGUUGCGUUGGAUGUGUGGACAUACUAGGAAGGACCGCGUGAGGAAUGAGGCAAUCAGACAAAGGGUGGGAGUAGCACCUAUUGAAGACAAGAUGCGGAAGUCGCGCCUACGGUGGUUUGGUCAUGUGCGUAGAAGACCGAGUGAUGCACCUGUUAGGCGAGUUGAGAUGUGUGGAGAAGAGGCAGGGAAGAGAGGGAGAGGAAGACCCAAACAGACGUGAGUUAGGGGAGUUCGAAGUGAUAUGCUUCUUCUGGGGUUGGAUGAGGGCAUGACUUUGGAGAGAACUAACUGGAGGGCGAAUAUUCACUUGAAGGAGUGAUCUUGAUAAUCUUUUUCCCUCAUCUUUUUUUUCCUAGUUUUUUUUAUCCUUAUAUAUAUAAACAUUAUUUGCAGCCUUUUAUUUUAUCAUUUUUAUAUGUAUUGAUCUUUUUUUUAUAUUAUCUUUUCAUAAUAGCUUAUCUUUUUAUCUUUAUUCCUUCUUUUCCUUUUGGUUGUGAUAUCAUGUAUCGAUUCAUGUUAGCCGAACCCAAUAUCUUUUGGGACUAAGACUUUGAUGUUGUUGUUUGUUGUAUGCUUUUCUCACCUGCCACACUUUGUCAUCAAACUUGUGGCCAUUAAGCACUUCCACUGCCCAAGCCUCAUCAUCUGCAUCCCUAAAGUGGACAAAUCCGUAACCCUUUGAUAUCCCAUCUCCAUCUCUCACUAUUAUAACGCUAGAGAUCGUUCCCCCAAACCAAUGAAAAGCAUUCCUAAGAUCACCUUCAGCUGUUGAUUCAGAUAAGUUCCCCACAAAUACAUUAGUGGGGCUGUGUUUUUUCUUUUCUGGCUUCGUGGGGCAAGAUUUUACUUGCAUGUUCUUGUGCACCAACCUUGCACCAUUCUUCAUCUCAAUAGCUUUCUGUGCAGCUUCUUCACUGCCAUAUUCAAUAUAGCUUUCUGUUUUUUCCCAAAUGCAGAAAAAACAUCAUGGAGCAUAUCAUUGCUAAUGCCCUUGUCCAAAUUCUGUAUACAAAUGCUGCUAUGACCAUUUUUUUGCUCAGUGGGCUCUACAUGGGACUGAUUCAUAUCAACAUAUUCAUAUGUGGAAUUAAACAUAUUCAUGCACCAUUUAGCAGUACUGUGUAAUUAUAUAUUCAUAUGUGGAAGUGUGGAACUGUGGAAGCAUGUGGAAGCUUAUGACUGAGAGUUAAGUGUUAACACAUCUGAAUGAUGAUGAAUUGGUUAUUAACUUAUUUGGUUGAUUGUUUUAUGAAUUCUGAAUGUACAAUGUCAUCUAGUCAUGUCUCAUGUCAGCAUGUGGAAGCUUAUGAAUGUGCAAUCUACUCAUGUGGAAGCUUAUGAAUGUGUCAUCACACAAUGUCAUCUACUCAUGUCUCAUGUAAUCUAAGUUAUGAUGUGCGAUGUGUAACUGACUAACUGUGUAAUGUGUUGCCUAUCAGCCUAUGUGUACAUAACUUGACUUAUGUUUUAAAUAUGAUAAAUGUAUUUGGUUCUCUAGUAUGCUUGUUAGUAGUCUUAAUUACCACGCCAAAAGGUUAAAUAUAAAAUUAUAAUAAAAUAGUGUCUCUUACAUACUGAUAUUGUACAUCUAAACAAUGACAUUCCAAAAAGGAUCUCAUCUGCCACCUCUUUUGUAUUUCAGCUUCUCCUUCACCUGACUAUUGAAUGUUGAUUGUGCUGUAUAUGUCUCUUACUCUAUAUGUUUCACUGUCAAUGUUGUGAGAGAACUUACAAAAUAUUCAAUAUAAAAAAAUUAAAAAAGAACUGUAAUAAAACCUGGUCAUAGAGAUCAAGACUCACCAAUUAGUUUGUUGUCAUUGAUUACCAUCAUCCAGGGGACGAAAGUCCCCUGAAGGCCCGUUUUCAGUCUUGAGUUAAAGUGAAAACGACCCUUUAUUUUUGUUCAUAAAUGGGCUUAUACCCCAACCUAACAGGGUAAUCUUCACAGCCCAGCCCAAUAUAAUCUUCCAAAUUUUAUCUGCCCUAGCUAUAUUAAUCUCUAAGUUCCGUCUCUAGGGGCUGUCUCGCACAUUGGCUGCAUCCUUACAGAGUACUCUUCUUUGUUCGGCGUUCCGGUGUUUCCAGUUUUCCGGUCGGCCUCCUUUCAGAAAAUGGGGCUCUCAAACGAUCUGGAUCUGCUGAAUCCUUCUUUUGAAGAUCAGAAAAGGAAGCACAAGCUCAAGCGUCUCGUACCAUCCCCAAACUCUUUCUUUAUGGAUGUGAAGUGUCAAGGUUGCUUUAACAUAACAAUUGUGUUCAUCCAUUCUCAGACUGUUGUUAUGUGUGGAAACUGCCAGACAGUCCUAUGCCAGCCAAUGGGUGGACGUGCGAGACUCACUGCGGGCUGCUCUUUUAGGAGAAAGGAUGACUAGUAACCAAAGUCCAUGAUCAGUUCUUGCUGCUCUCUUUGGCAAGGUUACUAGUCACCAUUGGCAGGGGUCUUAAUACUGAAAAAGAACUAUUUAAAUUUGAAGUUUAAAAGCCGCUGCCAGGGUUUUUGAUGGUUGGGUUGUUUUGACUGCUCAGUAUCUGAGCAUUGUUGUUUUGAAUUAAGUAAUCAUAUUUAGGAGUGGAUUCGAUUCGGGUCACCAGGCUUGUGACUCGGCCCGGCCCGCUAAUGUUUGGGCCACCCGGCCUAUUCUGGUGGUCCGGGACCAGGUGUAGACCUAAACCGGGGGGCAGCAGGGUGCGGGCUCGGUUCAGUCAAAAACCCACUCGGAUCGGGCCCGGGUUCGGGACUCUGGGUCACAACAGUCAAUUUUUUUAUUUUGGGCCAAAAGAGCCGAUAGGUUGGGCUGAGACUACCCAAUUGUAACUUG
This is a messenger RNA of Cuscuta europaea, 3947 nucleotides long. NCBI's taxonomy places the organism in Eukaryota, Viridiplantae, Streptophyta, Magnoliopsida, Solanales, Convolvulaceae. The record is from the annotation of a GenBank genome assembly.